UUUGAAGUGAGUCGGAAUACAAAAACGACGCCGUAUCACUUUGGAUCGGCCGUUCAAUUGUAAACACUUGCUUAUAAAAGAUCCCUUGGCGGCAGCGUUUACCGGCAAAGUCGUUGCUCAGGUGCGGUGAAGAGAAGAAAACAUGGGAGUGCAAGGGCUUUGGGAGCUACUCGCUCCCGUUGGUCGCCGCGUAUCCGUCGAAACCCUAGCCGGGAAACGAUUGGCUAUCGAUGCGAGUAUAUGGAUGGUUCAGUUUAUAAAGGCGAUGCGUGACGAGAAGGGCGAUAUGGUUCAGAACGCUCACUUGAUCGGGUUUUUCCGGAGGAUUUGCAAACUUUUGUUCUUAAGGACUAAGCCGGUUUUCGUCUUUGACGGUGGUACUCCGGCGUUGAAACGCCGCACUGUCAUUGCGCGUCGUCGUCAGCGUGAGAACGCUCAGACGAAAAUUCGGAAAACCGCUGAGAAGUUGCUGCUUAAUCGACUCAAGGAGAUGAGGGUUAAGGAACAAGCCAAUGAUCUUAAGAAGCAGAGACUACAGCAGAGUAAGAGUGCUGGAGAUAAGAAGCGUGUAUCUUCCGAAUCUGUGAAAGUUCCUUUGCGAGACUCUGCAGAUGAAGAUGGUGCGCGGGGCAGUUGUUUUCGGGAGGAAAAGAUAGAUGAGAUAUCUUCAGCAUCUAUGGUCGGAGAAAAUGUUACUGAUGAUGCUAUGAAAGUGUCUUCGAAGUAUGAUCCCAAGGGAAAGGGAGUUUUGUUGGAUGAGGAUGACCUGGAUAACAGAAUGAAGUGUAACCCUGAACAGGGUUCCUCAGCAGGGACGAAAGAUUAUCAGGAAAAGUUGGAUGAGAUGUUGGCGGCAUCCCUUGCAGCCGAAGAAGACAGGAAUUUUACUAAUAAAGCCUCGUCUUCAGCUGCCGAAGUCCCCUCCGAGGAAGAGGGUAGCGAAGAAGAUGAGCAAAUUCUUUUGCCAGCAAUGAAUGGGAAUGUCGACCCAGCUGUUUUGGCUUCUCUUCCUCCAUCCAUGCAACUUGAUCUCCUUGUUCAGAUGAGAGAAAAAUUGAUGUCAGAAAACCGGCAAAAGUACCAAAAGGUCAAGAAGGCCCCUGAAAAGUUUUCUGAAUUGCAAAUAGAAGCAUAUCUCAAAACUGUAGCCUUCCGUCGAGAAAUAAAUGAAGUUCAGAGAAGUGCUGGUGGGAGGGCUGUCGGUGGAGUUCAAACUUCUAGGAUAGCUUCUGAAGCGAACAAAGAGUUUAUCUUCUCAUCUUCUUUUUCUGGCGAUAAAGAAGUACUUGCGUCUGCCAGAGAAGGAAGAAAUGAUGGAAAACAGAACAAUACGCCACAACAGUCUUUGCCGGUCCCUGUUAAGAAUAUUUCUUCGGUGAAUAAAUCAGAUGCUACUGCCAAGUUGGAGAAAAAUGAACCCGCGAAUCCUGAUGAAAAUAUUGAAGUUUAUAUAGAUGAAAGGGGGCGUCUAAGAAUCAGGAACAGACACAUGGGGAUCCAAAUGACUCGUGAUAUCCAGAGAAACUUACAUUUGAUGAAAGAAAAGGAGAAAACAGCUUUUGGUUCUACGUCGAACGAUGAUGAUGAAACGUCCAACGCCUGGGAGAAUUUUCCUUCUGAGGACCAGUUUCUUGAAAAUUUACCUGUUAAUAAAAAUGAUGUUAUGAAUCUAGAUAAUCCGAAUGAUGAAUCCAUGCUGCGAAAUCAGUCUGCAAUAGAGAUAUCAUUUGAACAUGAUGGUGGUGGGAAAGAUCUGGAUGAUGAAGAUGAUAUGUUUCUUCAGUUGGCAGCGGGAGGACCAGUGACUAUUAGUUCUGCAGAAAAUGAUCCCAAAGAAGACUCUUUGUCGUGGGCAUCUGACAGUGAUUGGGAAGAAGUGCCUGUUGGACAGAGUAGUGUUAUCUCUAAGCUUGAAGUGAAUUCAAGCAAUCAGCAUGUUCCCGAGGAUAUUAGUUCCGAUGAAGAGGCAGCAAGGGAGGACAGUACUUGUGAAAAUGCCAGUAACUCCAUGGAGAACGAUACAGUAACAAAGUUCUCAAAAGGUUAUUUGGAAGAAGAAGCUGAUUUGCAAGAGGCUAUCCAGAAAAGUCUUCUUGACUUGCAUGAUAAGGAAUCCGAGGAUGUCCUUGAAGAAAAUCAAACGGUGGGGGUAAACCUAGUUGAUGACAAGCCAACUCAGGAUAGUCUGUGUUCUAGUGAAACCGUUGGUAAAGCUGAGGCAGAGGGAACUCUGGACGGGAUACCAAUCUUGAAAGCUAGUGGUGCUAUAAAUGAGCAGUCCAACACUUCGGUAAUGGAAGAUGGUCACAUAGAUAUAACAAAACAAAUUGGUACUCACCCUUCUUCCAGUUCUGACAAUGUCAGACGUGCAGUGGGAAACGAAAUGCCACAAGUAAAGUCAGGUAUCUCACCCGAGAAAUCAUUUACUAUUGCUAGUGAGAGCAGCAUGGUGUCCACCAUGGCUAAGCACAAUAAUGAAGAUGGUUCUGAAAGUUUUGGUGGUGAAUUUAUCAAAGUGUCUCCUAUGCCCAUAGCUGAUGAGGAGAGAAUCAGUUCGCACAUAGAGAUACUCUACGACACAGAUUCACAGCAAGAAACAAGGGAGGAAAAUAAAUUGGACGACCGGACUUUUAAUAUUGAGAGUUCGAUAGAUUUAGAAGAGAAAACCGUGCCUGUUGAACUUUCAGAAGCAAUUUUGGAGGAGGAAAUGCGAGUUCUUGAUCAAGAAUAUGUAAAUUUGGGUGAUGAACAGAGGAAACUUGAGAGGAAUGCUGAAUCUGUUAGCAGUGAGAUGUUUGCGGAAAUCCAGGAGCUACUCCAAAUAUUUGGCUUACCAUACAUCAUAGCUCCCAUGGAAGCAGAGGCACAGUGUGCAUUUAUGGAACAAUCAAACCUUAUUGAUGGCAUUGUCACUGACGAUUCUGAUGUAUUCUUGUUCGGAGCAAGGAGUGUGUACAAAAAUAUAUUUGAUGAUCGCAAAUAUGUGGAGACAUACUUUAUGAAGGACAUUGAGAAGGAGCUUGGCUUGAGCAGAGAUAAAAUAAUUCGAAUGGCAAUGCUGUUAGGAAGUGAUUACACAGAAGGAAUCAGUGGAAUUGGUAUUGUCAAUGCUAUUGAAGUUGUGACUGCAUUUCCCGAGGAUGAUGGGCUUCAAAAAUUUCGUGAAUGGGUUGAAUCACCUGAUCCAACCAUUUUAGGAAAGACUGAUGUAAAAGCAGGUUCCGGUGUAAAGAAGCGCGGAUAUGGCUCCGCAGAUAAUGAAAGUACCUCAGGUGUUUCGGCUGAUGACACAGAAGAAAUCAAGCAAAUCUUCAUGGAUAAGCAUAGGAAGGUAAGCAAGAACUGGCACAUUCCAGCUACUUUCCCUAGCGAAGCUGUUAUUUCUGCCUAUUUAGAUCCACAAGUGGACCGGUCGACUGAGAUUUUCUCAUGGGGCAAGCCUGAUCUCUUAGUUCUUAGAAAGCUAUGCUGGGAAAAGUUUGGUUGGAACGGUAAGAAGACAGAUGAUCUGCUACUUCCUGUCUUGAAGGAGUACGAAAAACGCGAGACGCAACUUCGUAUGGAAGCUUUUUAUUCCUUCAGUGAAAGAUUUGCAAAGAUUCGAAGUAAAAGGAUUAAAAAGGCUGUCAAAGGAAUUGGCGGAGGUCUAUCGUCAGAAGUUGUUGAUCAUACUCUCCAGGAAGGUCCAGGAAUUGGAAACAAGAAAAGACUCUCUCCCGAUGAAUCCGAAGAUAAAACUUCAGAGAAAGAUUUAAGUAAAACCGAUGAGAAGGCGACAAACAAAAGGAAACGCUCUGAAAAACCAUCUAGUAGUAGAGGCAGAGGCAGCGCCCAAAAAAGAGGACGCGGAAGAGGAAGGGGACGAAAAAACCUCCUCCCUGAGCUAUCUGACGGUAGUUCUGAUGGUGAGGGUGAUGACAAUGAUAAUGUUGUUGGGUUGCAGGCACCUAAUGAAGCAAAACCUGGCAAUCCUCAAAAAGUGCGAAGGUCAACACGAUCUCGGAAUCCCGUGAAGUACAGUGAGAAAGAAGAUGAUCAGUUGGACGAGUCAAGAGGCAAUGGAGAAUCCCUUAGUGAGAAUUUGGACGAUGAUGAUGAUGAUUUCCUCAAAAACUUAGGCAAAUUAGGGAAUGUCUCUGAAGAGAGAGCACAGAAUGAACCAACAACCAUGGAUGCAUCGAAUAACGAUUGUCCUUCUGAAGACUAUAUUCAAAUGGGAGGUGGUGGGUUCUGCGUAGAUGAAGCCGAGACUGGAGGAGAUGCUCAUGUGGAGGAUAAAGCUAGUGAUGAUUACAGAGUGAUGGGUGGUGGAUUCUGUGUUGAUGAAGAUGAAACAGGUGAGGAAGAUGAUGCGAUGGAUGAAGAGGUGUUAGAAACUGAGGAUGUAAACAGCCAAAAUAAAGCUAAACGUCAAAACGAGGAUGCAUCAUUGGAGGAGUAUGGUGGUGGCAUUGAAAUUGGGAAUUCUUCAGCUGGAGGAUUAAGUGCUAUGCCUUUCCUGAAGAGAAAGAAGAGGAAGAACUGAUUAAAAUAAAGUAGAAGUAAAAAAAACAUUGUAUGAUUUUGAGAUGUUUCCUUUAAUUGGUUCACUAACAAAUAAUUAUAUGAUGUGAAUAGAAUCUUGAAGA
Messenger RNA from Brassica oleracea var. oleracea, 4628 nucleotides. RefSeq names its product DNA repair protein UVH3. The transcript has 17 exons. The record is from RefSeq and is a predicted model, not a curated record. Gene Ontology annotation, molecular function: DNA endonuclease activity; single-stranded DNA binding. Gene Ontology annotation, biological process: nucleotide-excision repair. NCBI's taxonomy places the organism in Eukaryota, Viridiplantae, Streptophyta, Magnoliopsida, Brassicales, Brassicaceae. Bases 143 to 4525 code for a protein of 1460 amino acids. Gene Ontology annotation, cellular component: nucleus.